UACCCACCCAACUGUCCAAUCACGUUCCACGUUCCAGCCAAACGCACUCUAGUGGACGAUUCGGUAUACCGAGGGGUGUGCAGUUUGCAUGUCACAGAUGAAGCAGAUGUUUCAACAAAAAUGUAACUGAAAUUUUUGUUUUUGUGUUUGUUGUUGAAUCGAGAAAUUCGAGAUCGUGUUUUCAAUUUUCACUUUUUCGUAUAAUUCAAAUUGCAUUUUUUGCUCAAGUGUCUUUUUUCAUGUGUAAUUUUCAUUUAUAAAAUGUGAGCUGAGGAGUUGAAUUAAUACAGCCAUGCGGACGUAGACUUAGAACCGUUUCUACUGAAAAACAUCAACUUGAAGGCACAACGAUGAUAAAUGUAUGUCCUAGCAGUGUUUCACAUGCGUUGUGAAUUGCAGAUAAUUCAACAUGGAUUUAUUUCGAUUGGAUCCUUCUCUGAGAAAAGGUUUCUCAGAAAGGCCUUCUCAUUUUCAAAGAACUGACGUACCUUCUGCGGUAUCGCAUCAUGGCGACUUAUCUAAAUUUCCUGGUAGCGAUCUUUUGAGUAGUUCUGCGUGGAGUUCAGUUAUUCAUCAACCUGAUCAAGAUUCUGAUCCUGAAGAUUUACCGUCCACUGUCGAUAUUGAUGCUAUCAAGGAACCUCCUACUCCUGUAAACGCGUCAGCUCAAACACCUGCCGGUCAGCUGCAUGGGGAUAGUCAUUCGUUCGAGUUGAGUGAUGAACAAAAUAUCGGAGAUAGUGGUUCUGACUCGGAUUCCGAUUCGGAAAGUGGAAACAGUGAUAACGAGAAUGCUGCCAGUGGAGGUGACUCGGGAAGCUGUAGCGACUCCGACUCCGUUUCGAGCCACCUUAGCUCAAGUAGCGGUAAAGAUAAACCGCCAUCUUCACGUUCUUCGCGUUCCAAUUCGCCACCUUCUGCGCAUAACAAUCAACGACAACAGUUCGCGGUACGAGAAACGAAUUUUGAUCAGGGUGGUCUUAGAUUGAAGUUUUCUGCGCUGAAACGUUCGAAACAGAAGUUUGGCAACGACAACGCCGAGAUUUCAUCUGACUCUUCUGAAUCUAAAAUCGAAUACGAUGGCCGGCUAAAGAAUAAAAAAAUGUUCACUUCUAAAGCGAGGAACGAUAUUAAAAAUAAAUCCACGUUUUUCGCCAAAAAACAGCCAAAACGUCGUAAUUCGAACGACAAAGACUCUGAUAGCGAUUCUUCGUCAUCGUGUCAUACAACUCCUGAAAAACCGUAUAGUCCUUGGAAUGCAAAAGCACGCCUUAGUAUGAAAUCAAAUUCUAGAAUGGAAACUAGCAUCGGUCGUUCGAAAGCUGCAGUAUUAGAUAAAACUUGUUUCGGUGUGGGUAGAGAUACCAAAAAUGAUAGAUUGACGAGCCUUUCGACGAAUAAACGAAAUGAUUCGAACAGAAGUAUGUUUUCAAGUGCUAAAGAAUCAACAUCCUUUGGUGCGAUGCAUUCUAAAUGUCGUGGUUUAAAUAAAUCAGCUUUUGGGUCGCCUUCGUUAAAGUUACCUCACGCUUGUAAACUAUCCGAAGAUUCGGACGAAAGUUUAGAUAAUUCCAAAACGUUGAAAAAUGCGAAUAAAAAGGAAAACGAUCGCGAUACGAUAGAAAAAUUAGCUCAGCAAUUGACUCAGCCAGGCACCGCAACGGAUCAAUUACAAGUAUUGAACGAAGAAGACUUGGCGGCCGUAUUACCAGACGUGGAAGGCGGUGCAAGCGGUGCGGGUGAAUUUGAAUUGGCUGAAGGCAGCGCAACUGGAAAAAAACGAAUUCAGCCGAUUGCAGAAAACAAAAAAAUCGAUUCGUCGGAUUCGAGUAGCGAUACCGAAAUGUUCCCUAAGCAAAAGCAAAUAGUUAGAGAUGUAAUCAACAGUAUACAUAUUGAUUCGGAUUCUUCCAACGUCAGCGAUGACUCGAACCACGAGCACAGAUCAUCUGACGACUCUACCUCUAACGACAAACGUGAAAAACAAAAAAGGAAUGAAAAGGCGCAGUAUUCUCCUCGAAACAAGCAAGUCGCUAGUUUGGCUAAAAACAACGUGAAAAAUUCACCAAAAUCGAGUAAAGCUUCCAAUAUUUUGACUUCGAAGGAUAAAAAUAAUGAAAAUGUGGUCGCCAAGAAACGUGGAAGACCGCCUAAAAUUAAACCUGCACCAACAGCUGAUAUAGAAACCUACAUGCGGCUGGAUUGCUCCGUUUCUAAUGUUUCGCCUGACAGUGGUAUCCAGUCUAAUGCAGGAUCUCCUUCGUAUCAUAAUUUGCAUUCAUCAGGGGCGACUCAUAAUCAGAAUUCGCGUUCGACUGGAAACAAACUCGCCUCCGUGUCUUCAAAAUCGUUCAGCUUGACACAAAAAGCAGUAUUAUCAGCUUCGAAAAAGAAAAACAGAAAGGAAAUGAUUACCACUCGCGAGACUGGUAAAGCUGUCACUUCCCAAUUUUAUAAAAGCAAAGCCGAAAUGGAAAAGAAAUCAACCUUAGCUCAAAAGCAAACAGUCCGUUCGAAGACGACCAAUGAAAAUGUAAAAACGUCGGCUCACUUCGAUACUAAAAUUCGGCAAUCCGCAUCAAAUGCGGAUCUACCUCAUUUACUUAAACGUCGAGGUGAUAUAGAGAAGAAAUCUGCGCCAACUUUGAAACCAGUAGCACGUCCCACUCACAUCGAUCAAAAACUUUCACAAGCUACGUCAAAUAUGGUCGCUAUGCAUGGCGAUUUAACGUUAUUCCAAGGCAAAAGAGGUCCGGGAAGACCGAAAAAACUCGUUUCCGCCAAAGUGAAUGGCAAAACGAAAUCUGAAAAGAUGCUGCCUCUUGAACUAGACGGACCGUACGAAAAAGCAAAUUAUUCUGCGCAGAAACCGUUAAUUAACUUGUCCGACGAUUACAGAACCAACCCGAAGAAAUUGAAAUACUUCGGGUCUGUCGAUAUGUGUUCAGAAAGUAAAAAGAAGCAUAAAAAAACAAAAUCCAAUCUCGCACUGGUUGUGUAUGAAUCUCUGAAACCUCCUGUGUCUCAAAAAAUGCCUUUGCGUCCGGUCCAGAAGGAAUGGCUGCGUAAGCAUAAGAAACGCAAGAAAAAAGAUAGCAAAGAAAAAAACGUUGAUACGGAAGUAAUGAAGAUGAUCGAUGAUUUAGUCGAUACGUUCGAUAAGAAAUGCAUUAUCGAAGAGAGAAAAAUAUCAAAACUGACUCAUCGGUUGAAAGAAAAGCCGAAGAAGAAGAAAAAUACGGAAAAAGUGAAACAUAGCGAUAAUGAAUUUGAAUUCGAACCCGUUCCGUCUGCUUCAGUUGCCACGAAUAUUGCCAGUAAUAAACGAAGAAAUAAGAAAAGUGCCAUUGAAACCCCCAAAGUGUUGCAUACCAGCGAACAAAGGUUACCAUUGAAAAAACGUCAUUACCACGUAUCCGCAUCUUCGAUUACCAGCAAUGGUCACCAGAAUAAUGGCGAAAGCAAGAAUCGUACCGAAAAACAAGCGAUUUCGCAUUCGAACGAAACCACGUCCCUGUUACCGAGCACUACUGACAACGUAGCGAAAAUCAGCGAAAACGUAAAAUCAAAAGUAGACGGUCUGAAAACAUCAUCAAAAUCAGACACCCAAAAACCCGUAUCAAAGAGCGAAGUCGUCAAAUCAACGACGAAACUGGAAUCAAACAAAACAUCUGCCAAAGUCGAUUCGCUGAAAGUUUCAUCCAAAGAUACGAUCAAAAAUCUGCCUAAAAACGAACCGCCCAAAAGUUCUAACAAAACCGAUAAUCGUAAAACAUCCGCCAAAGUUGUCAAUCAGCAUCCUAGUAGAAGCGAAUCGAACAAAAAUAGUAAACUAGAUUCUGGCAAAGAUGAGCCCGAUGUUACGGCCAGUAACGAUAAUGCUGACAGUGUUGUUACCGCAGCAGUCACUUCGAACAAAAAAUCCCGACCUGACGAAGAGAAAAAACAUACUAGGAACGUGGUCCCGAAAGAAUUAUUGCCAUUCUUGCCUCUGAGAAGGUCUGGUAGGAGUAUCACCAAAAAAGAAGAGCCAUCGUCGCCGGAUAAGAAAUCAAAAUCCAAUACAAAAAACAAACCGGUUAGAAACGAGAACGAAGUUGAAAUCGAUGCUAUUUCUGAUGCUAAUUGUAAAAGAAGUUCCAAACGAACCGAAACGACGAGUAAGGCUAACUCUACCAGUACUCCCGAAGGUGGCAAUUCCGCAAAUGGUUUAAUUUCGAAGAAAGAACAAGCUGCAGUGUUGGUCGUUGAUUCAAACAACGCGAAUAAUGACAAAGAAAUUACUGAUGAAAAGAUCAUUACGAACACUCCAGUGAAGCUUCAAACUACGAGCAAUAAACCUCAACUCAUCACACCGUUACCUUCGGAACCGGUACAGCAAAAUACUUCGGCAGUUACUUUAAAGCCACCGGCUGGAGUUUUCGAGCCUUCGAGAAAAUUACCAGCUUCUGUAUCUAAACCGAAGAAAUCUUCUAUAGACGACGUUCUGUCUAAAUUGAAAGAAAAGCUCAAGGAUUUAGAUUCGCCUUCGAAAAACACGACGACGUUGAUCGAGAAAAUCGGAGUAGUUAAAAACGACGUUAUAGACAGUGCAAAUAACGAUCGUUGUCUUAGAUCCAAACGUCCAAGCACCGAAACUGAUGCCGUAGCUGCUAAAAAAAGUAAAAUAUGCAAAGAUAUGAGCAUUCGAUUGCGUAAACUGUCUCAUAGCGAAUUGGUCAACAACGGUAUCGUCAAGACCGAAGUAAAACCAAAAUUGAAGCGUAGAAAGACCAUAAACAGAACUGGGUUCCCUGUCAAGAAGAAAAAGAAACGAAGUAAAAUCGACACCGAAUCGAUUCUAAGUAUUAAUACAGAUGAUGAAACGUAUUGCAACUCUACCGAAGACGAAAAGACUGAUGAAAACAAUAUCGCAGAAAUCUACUUGACAGGAAAAGUGAAAAACGAAUCGAUCGAAGAACAAGGACAUAAAAGUCAAACUACCAACAGUUCCAUCCUUCCACGUUCUGCUGAUAGCGAUGUCAGAGUGAAAAGCGAAGUGAUGAGUGAAGAUGAAACCGUUCAAGUUAAAAAUAUGCGGUUGUUAGUCAAGAACUCCAAAAAGAAACUCACAAAGCAGCAAGAUCUAUCCAAUAGAUUUCUUCCAUCUCGUUGCAGUGCUCGCAUUUACAUAAAGCAACAAAUACGAGCCAGAGAGAUGAAAAAAUCGAAGAAAAAACCCGCAAAGAAAUCCAAAGCGAAAAAAGGAUCGAAGUUGGGCAAUAAAAAUAUCCAAAAACCAGUUCCAACUAAAUUACUCGAACCUAGAACGUGUAAACAGAAAUGUCUUUCUAAAAAUGGUCUUCAGGAAGGAACAAUCCUAAAAAAUGACAGCAAUAAGGAUACGAAGGGCAGAGAAGAAACUGAUAGAGAAGAAUUCAGCGACUCCGAUUCCGUAAAAUAUCAAAGUUUGAAGAAAAUAGAAAUACCUAAAUGGAAGAAAAAGUAUUACGUCGCUGGCUUGUUUUCUGAUUCUUACAAAGAAGAAAAACAAAACCUCGGAGACGCGAAGAAUCGAUCAAAUUAUAAAGAAGAAGACCAUCCUCACAGUUUGUUACCACCUCCUGCCUACGCUAAUGAUUACGUACGCGAAAGAAGAGUCAACUUUAAACUACCUUACGAUUUAUGGUGGCAGCAUUCGCACAAUCAAUUGCCUGGAAGAGAUGGCGUGGUUCAUUCUUGGAAUUACAAAAAAAUACGAACUAAUGUGUACUACGACGUAAAACCAACGUAUAUGUACGAAGCUCAAGCGUGUAAUUGUAAAGUACCUACAGAAAAAGAUGAACUCGGAUGUGGCGAAGACUGCAUUAAUCGUUUAGUUUACGCCGAAUGUUCUCCGGAUCUGUGCCCUUUGAAGCAAAAAUGCUCCAAUCAAAAAAUACAGAAACACGAAUGGUCCCCGAAAUUGGUGAAAUUCAUGACUCAAGACAAGGGUUGGGGAGUAAAAACGAAAGAAGCAAUCAAGAACGGCGCAUUUGUCUUGGAAUACGUUGGCGAAGUUGUCACCGAUAAAGAAUUCAAGAAACGCAUGACAUCGUUGUAUAAAGACGAUAUUCAUCAUUAUUGCCUCAAUCUAGACGGUGGUUUAUUAAUCGAUGGUCAUCGUAUGGGUGGAUUUGGUCGUUUUGUUAAUCAUUCGUGCGAACCGAAUUGCGAAAUGCAAAAGUGGAGUGUGAACGGUUUAUUUCGAAUGGUGUUGUUUGCAUUACGCAAUAUCGAAGCUGGCGAAGAACUAACGUACGAUUAUAAUUUUGCCCUGUUUAAUCCGGCAGAAGGACAGCCUUGUUUGUGCGGAUCUACCAAGUGUCGUGGAGUUAUCGGUGGAAAAUCUCAACGUGUUCCUCUGAACAAUGUUAAUAAUCCUACGCACGAUGCGGACAGUUGUAGCUCUUCAAAUGCUGCGUCUAAUGCUGACAAAAAAUCAAAUAGACAGAGGCCUCGAAAACAAAUACGCAAAAACACGAAUAUUGAAAGUAGCCAACAUCUUAGGAGAGAUUCAGUUGCCAGCAGCAAUAGUAUUGGUAUAUUACCUCUACGUAAUGCCUACAAUUUAAUACCUGUCAAACCACUCACGUUGGAGGAGAAGAAAAUUGUAUUGAAUUUCCGCGUAUUCCUGAUUCGUAAUUUGAUCAAGAUUCAACGUUUCCGAGAAAAGCUUUUACAAAAUGGUAACAACAAAGAGAACGCAAACAACUUGAAUCAGAACUGUGUGGAAGACGCUGCUGCCAAAGAAUCAGCUGUUUUUGUUACUCAUUUCAACGCUUUAUCUACGCAAAGAGGUAUUACAACGCGACGUUUAGCUCAAGCCCAAGAUAACCCCGAAGUGACGAGGACUGUUCUUCUUGCGAAAGUUUUUCGAACUAUUUUCAACGACGUGGUUUCUGCCAAAGAUGAAAAAGGACAACCGUUCAGUUCACUUUUUAUGACGUUGCCUUCGAAGAGAAAACUACCGAUGUACUACCAACGUAUAAGUGAUCCUAUAGAUCUGACUACUAUCGAGAGAAACAUCGUUACCGGAAUGUACAAAAAUGUCGAACUAUUCGACAAAGAUAUGAAAAAACUGAUUGCCAACAGCGUAAAAUACUAUAAACGAACUUCGGAUUACGGAAUCGCCGCUGUCAGAUUGAGAAAAGAGUACAACAUAUCGAAAUUGAAGCACGUCGAUGAACUAAAGGAAGUUAUCGGAGAAUCAAUACCAGCGACGUUUAUGCCUGGUCAAGAGGAUCCUGGUGACGAAGAAGAAGAUGUUAUCAGAUGUAUUUGCGGGUUCUACAAAGACGAAGGCGUUAUGAUUCAGUGCGAAAGAUGUCUGGUGUGGCAACAUUGCGAUUGCGUCAAAGGCGACCCGAAUGCUGAAUUUUAUUUAUGCGAGAGAUGCAAUCCUCGAGAACUCGAUUACGAUAUACCUCUCGAUAGUGUACCUGAAUACGCGCAACCUGGAGAAAAGCAUUAUUUAACUUUGAUGAGGGAUAAUUUGCAAAUCAAGCAAGGUGAUACGGUUUACGUGCUGAGAGAUAUUUUCAAUCCCGAAACGAAGACGAGACAUACGUUCAAAACGAUUAAAAACUUCAAAUUCGACGACUGUGAUAUUUUCCGCGUGGAGAGAUUAUGGAUAAAUGAAAAAGGGGAAAGGAUGUCAUUCGGACACCACUAUCUGCGUCCUCACGAAACUUACCACGAACCGUCGAGAAAAUUUUUCACUAAUGAAGUCGUUCACAUCCCUUUAUACGAAGCGGUGCCUUUGGAUUUAAUUAUGGGACAGUGUUACGUUCUAGGUUUAUCAACCUAUCGUAAAGGUCGGCCGAUAGAUUCCGAUCCGGAACAUAUUUACAUUUGCGAAUUCAGAGUGGAUAAGCAAGCCAGAGUAUUUUAUAGACUACCUUCUCCCAAGCAGCCCAAAGUGUGCACCAAAAAUUACGCUUUUGAUACGUUCGAUAUCCCAUUGAAGCCUGUUCGAACCUAUGCGCCACACGGUGAAGUGAAACUUACAUCUAAUACGUCUACGUCGUCAUCGAGUUCAAAACCAUCAAUCAACAAUUCAAAAGUUCGUGGAGUGAAAAUUGAAGAAUCGGCUGUCGUUAGUUCAGAGAGUAGUCGUGUAUUUCUGGAUAGUGCUACAGAAAACUCCAGUAGCGGUAUGAAAAAUAUAGACGAAGAUGAUAUACCGUUGUCACAAUUAAGAGACUUUAAAUAUGAAAAACGAAAGCAACGUCUCAAUUCGAUACUGUUGAAAUUAUUGGCUAAAAAACCGUCUACGAAGGCACCUCUGGAUGCGUCGUAUUUGUUAGAUUUAGGAAGAAGAAAUCGUAAAAAACCAGAACUGUUUUCUACCGGAGUACAGUCUACGGGUUAAUCAAGCUUUCAACAACUUUCCACCGUUCAGUAUUCAUUUGCGUUUGGUAAUUCAUUAAUUUUAAAUAUUUUUCUACAUGAUCUUAGCUUUUGCGAACGAUGUAAUUUUUAACUCAUUUCCAAACUCUGGAACGAUUUAGAGUGGGAAAUGUUUUGUGAUAUUUAUUGUUUUUAUAAAAUAUUACAUAUUACUUUUUGAAAUUGAGUUUAAAGUAUUAUAUUAUUAUUUUUUUUUUUUGCAUAAUUUCUAUACCAACGUUGUUGAGUAUUUUCAACUCCAAAAUGUAAUGUUUCAUUUUGUUUUUUAUAUUUUACAUUUUCAAUUUUGUGUACAUUAUAAUGUUUAAAAGACGGUGACAUGUGAUUUUUGUGUUUGAUAUUUUGCCCUUUUCUUGUUAUUUUGUAACUAAUUGUGUUACCUGCAUUUGUAAAAUUUCAUUUUUAGAAUUUCAUUGUUCUGUCUUCUUAUAUUCGAUUCACGAUUUUUUUUUCUUAGCUUGUAUUAUAAUGUCACAGUUUCCUUUUCAAUGUUUAAUAAUUUUUGUCUUGAUUUUUUUUUAAAAUUUGAGUAAUUAAUAUGUUUGAUUGUAAUAUUGUGAUUACGAUAUUUUUUUGGAUAAUUUUUAAUGCAACCAAUUAACAUUUUUAAACAUUCAAUGUUAUUGAAAUAAAACAAUGUUCGACAAAUAUUAAUUUCUUUUCGCUCAA
Messenger RNA from Planococcus citri (citrus mealybug), 9099 nucleotides. Its product is annotated as histone-lysine N-methyltransferase ash1-like. Gene Ontology annotation, biological process: regulation of DNA-templated transcription. Lineage: Eukaryota; Metazoa; Arthropoda; Insecta; Hemiptera; Pseudococcidae. Gene Ontology annotation, molecular function: chromatin binding; histone H3K4 methyltransferase activity; protein binding. The transcript has 27 exons. Gene Ontology annotation, cellular component: nucleus; nucleoplasm. Bases 410 to 8392 code for a protein of 2660 amino acids. The record is from RefSeq and is a predicted model, not a curated record.